GGGAUGGAGGGCUGCUGCCGCUCCUGCAUGCCGUGCCUGGACCGGCUCUGGAACUGGAUCUGGCCCGAGUUCCGCUACCCGAACGUCCCGAACCACAACGGAGGCGAAGUGAUCGCGAACCCGGCGACGCAGGCGGCGGAGAUCCGCACCGUGUCCGGGGACGUGCGCGUCCCGUCGCCCAAGAAGCGUCCGGUGCAGCUGUACGCGGCGCUCUUCGACUUCGAGGCCCGCAGCGACGACGAGCUGACGGUGAAGGAGGGCGACAAGCUGUCGGUGAUCGAGAAGCGGGGCGACUACGUGCUGGCCAAGAAGCUCACCGGGUCCCUGCAGUCCGGGCUCAUCCCCGCCAACUACGUGGCGCUGCUGCAGGACGAGUUCGCCAAACACAAGUGGUAUUAUGGGAACAUAAACCGUGUGAAAGCCGAGAAGCUGCUGCUGGCUUCCCAAAACAAAGAUGGCUCCUUCCUGGUUCGCAUCAGUGAGAGUCACAGCGACGAGUACACCAUCUCUGCUCGCAGCGAGGGGAAGGUCUACCACUUCAGGAUCCAGCGUUCGGCCAUCGGGGCGUACUUCGUGUCCGAUAAGAUCUCCUUCGCCACGCUGGGAGAACUGAUCUCUUAUUACCAGAAGAACCCUCGGAGCCUCGGAGUUCCUCUGGAGGAGCCCUGCGCCCAGCAGAGGGAGCUGUUCGACAUGGAGCCGUGGGAGAGGCCCAGAGAGGAGUUCAAGCUGACCAGGAAGCUGGGAGAAGGACACUUUGGACAGGUGUGGGAGGCUCUGUGGAGCUCUGAGAACAAGAAGGUGGCCAUCAAGAUGCUGAAGCAAGAGGACACGAAGCAGGACGAGUUUGUGAAGGAGGUCCAGGCCCUGAAGAGCCUCCACCACCCCAAACUCAUCCAGCUGCUGGCCAUGUGCUCCAGAGGAGAACCCGUCUACAUCAUCACCGAGCUCAUGAGCAAAGGAAGCCUCAAGUCCUACCUCACCUCCGCUGAGGGCCAGGUGCUGACGUCGGCUCACCUCAUUUACAUGGGCAGCCAGGUGGCGGAGGGCAUGGCCUACCUGGAGGACCGGAACAUCGUCCACAGAGACCUGGCAGCCAGAAACAUCCUGGUGGGAGACGACCUGGUCUGUAAGGUGGCCGACUUCGGUCUGGCUCGGAUCAUCAAGGACAGCGUCUACACGGCCAGUCGCAGCACGAAGAUCCCGGUGCGAUGGACGGCUCCAGAGGCAGCCAUCUAUCAGAGGUUCUCAGUGAAGUCAGACGUUUGGUCGUUCGGCGUGCUGCUGUACGAGAUGAUGUCACGAGGAAAGAUGCCUUACGAAGGUAAAAGCAAUAAGGAGGUGCUGGACCUGCUGUCGUCGGGCUUUCGGCUGCCGUGUCCGACUCGAUGUCCUCAGAACAUUUACCGCAUCAUGAUGGACUGCUGGGCCGCCGAGCCCUCCAAGAGACCAUCCUUCCACGCCCUGCACAGCCAGCUGGACUCCAUCUACGCCCGGAUCUAUUUCAAAACCAUCGAGGUGUAGAAUCGGGAGGGUUUAAGACUCCAAGAACAUGAAGGAAAGAACCGGCGAUGACGACACAACAGGGUACUUUAAAAAAACACCGAGAUGUGAAGAGACAGACGGUGGAGAAGUGAAAUGAAAGGAGGAGAAAG
Molecule: messenger RNA, 1655 nt
Organism: Acanthochromis polyacanthus (spiny chromis)
Lineage: Eukaryota; Metazoa; Chordata; Actinopteri; Pomacentridae
Gene: srms
Product: src-related kinase lacking C-terminal regulatory tyrosine and N-terminal myristylation sites
Exons: 8
Coding region: 4-1524 (506 amino acids)
Biological process (GO): innate immune response; cell differentiation; protein phosphorylation
Cellular component (GO): extrinsic component of cytoplasmic side of plasma membrane
Molecular function (GO): non-membrane spanning protein tyrosine kinase activity; signaling receptor binding; ATP binding
Source: RefSeq, a predicted model, not a curated record